This is a messenger RNA of Clarias gariepinus (North African catfish), 9806 nucleotides long. RefSeq names its product mediator of RNA polymerase II transcription subunit 13-like. Gene Ontology annotation, molecular function: transcription coregulator activity. Lineage: Eukaryota; Metazoa; Chordata; Actinopteri; Siluriformes; Clariidae. Gene Ontology annotation, cellular component: mediator complex. The transcript has 31 exons. Gene Ontology annotation, biological process: regulation of transcription by RNA polymerase II. The coding region runs from base 1279 to 7590 and encodes 2103 amino acids. The record is from RefSeq and is a predicted model, not a curated record.
UUCGUGCUGCUGUUCUGCUCUGUUCCUGUUGGCGCGGACAACUUUUGUUUUUAUUUUUUUUGGCGUUUGAGGAAGAAGUGUAUAUGUUGUUGCUUGAUCGUGCAUCCUCAAGAUGAACAUCGUGACUGAUCGCAGAGGCUUUUUAUUUUUAGCCCUGCAGUGUGGUGCUACAAAGUGAAACAAGUCUAGGAUUUGGAUUUGGACAUUCCUUUCCUUCUCUCUCUCUCUCUCUCUCUCUGUAAUGUGUGUGUGGGUUUGUCAGGACCGGAACGGUGUCCAUGCUGGAGGAGAAGAAGAAGAAAAAGGCAACGCAAUUCUAGGCUAUAAAUAGCGCAUGCAAAAAAAAAAAAAAAAAAUCUAGGAAAGGAAAAAAAGCCUCACACAACUGCUGCUGCACGGUUUUUUUUCGUGUCCAUGUCUCGCGCGGAAUGCCGUGGAUCUCGGUAGCUCUCUCUCUCUCUCUCUCGCUCUCUCUCUCUCUCACACACACACACACACACACACACUCGCUCUCUCUCUCGCGCUCUGUUUAUUGUUCCUAACCGAGACAGCUCAAUAAAACGUGUCACUGGGAUUAUGGGAAACUUCUGCGACUUGGAGAUGGUCAGUCUUUAGACCUUUGGAUGGAUUUUGUGCUUGGAAAACGAGACACCGUGGUGGAUUACACAGCAGCGUGAGAUUUCUGGUGUUUUAUAUAAAUAUAUAGAUAUAUAUAUUUAUUUAUUUAUAUAUAAACACACACACAUACACACACACACAUAUAUAUAUAUAUUAUUAAUAUAUAUAUAUAUUUUUUUAUGAUUAAAACAAUCAAGCGGGAACAAGAACAAGAAGCAGAAGAGGCAGACGAGAAGGCGAUCUAGCAUGGACGCGGUUCUUCGCGCGUUCCGGUUCGGUUUGAAAACGCACGGCUACACGCCACACCGCGCGCAACAAUGAUCCGGUUUCCGAGUGUGAAACGGCCCGGUGUUAUUUCCGCACACAUCCGGAUCGGCGAAACAAAGAAUCGAUUUGCAUGAGCACAGGAUUCUCCGUUACACUCUGUGUCUCUUUCACACACACACACACACACACACCUUCAACACGCCUUUUUUUUCUUUCUUUCUAGAAAACCACAGGCUUUAUAAACAGCGAUCCUGUUGUUGCAUCUUCUUCUUCCUUUUUUCUAUAUUUUUUGGGUGAAUACGGAACCGUUCUGGUACCGUGGGCUCGAUCCUAAUACAGAUCGAUCGAGGAUUUCGACAUGCCCUACACUGAGGAAGCCAUCGGCGGACCACUAUGACUACAGCGGCGAAUUGGGUGGCGAACGGGGCAAGCCUCGAAGACUGCCAUUCCAACCUUUUCUCUCUGGCGGAGUUGACGGGCAUCAAAUGGCGCUGCUACAACUUCCGCGGCGGCGGCGAAUAUGGACCCGUGAUCUCGGCUCCGGCACAAGACGACCCGGUGCUGUGCAGCUUUACACGCUGCGUCCAAGCCAAUCUGCUGUGUGUUUGGCGACGCAAACUCAAACCUGACGCUAAGGAGCUCUGGAUCUUCUGGUGGGGUGACGAACCCAACCUCAGUGACAUCAUACACCAUGAGCUCGAAGUGGUGGAAGAAGGACUGUGGGAAUGUGGGCUUUCCUACGAGUGCAGGACACUCCUCUUCAAGGCUGUUCACAACCUACUGGAACGGUGCCUCAUGGACAAGGACUUCGUGCGCAUCGGCAAGUGGUUUGUCAAGCCAUACGAGCUUGAAGAGAAGCACCUGGGUGCCAGCAGCAGCGAGCACCUCUCGUGCUCCUUCUCCUUCUUCCUGCAUGGUGAGAGUAACGUGUGCACCAGCGUGGAGAUCUCACAGCACCAGCCUGUCUACCACAUCACUGAGGAGCAUGUGCGCCUGGCCCAGACAUCCAGCAGUCCCAUACAGGUGAUCCUGAGUCCGUACGGAUUGGGCGGCACUCUGACAGGCCAGGUGUUUAAGAUGAGCGACCCGGCGGUACGGAAGCUGAUAGAAGAGUGGAGCUACUUCUACCCAAUGGUGCUAAAACACAGCAGCAGAAAGCAAGACAGCGACCUCAGCUACGACCCCCACAGCCAUGUGGCUCUGGAGGUCAUUGUUGGUGGUGUAAGAAUGAUCUACCCAGCAGCUUUCGUGCUGAUUGCCCAAGCUGAUCUGCCUGUAGAACAGCCUCCUCCUGCCCAAGGAACCCAUAGCGGCACUAGAGACUCAUCAAACUGCGGCAUUCCCCUCACCCCUCCCACCUCCCCAGAGCAGCCCUGCUCCGGCGACAGCGGCUUUCAGACCGCAGUCUCUAGCGUGAGUAGUCAAGAGAGCGGAGCCACCCACAGCCCGAAGCAUUCAGAGAAAAAGCUGAGUAAUCAGAUGGUCCAUCAAGCAUGGAAGGAAUGCUAUAUGAACCAAUUACAGCGCAAAUGCAAUCUGUCAAACGGCAUGGUGCCAAAGAAGGAAGUAACGAGCGAAGUGGCAGUAUGGGAUUUCACUGACCCUGCUGAGAGAGCCCCAUGCAGCUGUAACAGGUUGAGGCAGCAGUCGAAGCAGCAGCAGCAAGCAAAUGGCUUCUCUGCCAAUUCCCAGCCAAAUACAAACACCUCUUCCUCUUCCAGCUCUUCCUCUUUAUCCUCCUCUUUACCCCCACCUUCAACAGCGAAAAACAAGACUACCGACAAAGCAGACAAGUCUGAUAAAGUUCCCAAACGGGCAGCCAUAACUCCCUUCCACCACCGCCUCUCUGUAGACCAGCAGCCAUGCCCGGAGCAGGAUGCACCUCCCGGACCCCAACUGGUACUCACAGCCUUGGACACUUCUCUGGAUACAUUACCUGGCUGCAAAUACUCUAAGCCAUUGUUUAGUGGCAGGAAAGGGCCUGAGUCUCUCCUCCAUUCACCAGUAUCUCCACUACCACCUACACUAAGCCCACAUCCUAGGGUGCAGGACCCCGAGGUUCUGGAGGCACCCAUGGAUGUUUCCCAAUGCCUAGAGGGCACUUCUUUGCCUACAGUCUCGGAAAUUAGUGACACUGCUCUGUAUACAGCCUCUCUCGUGCCCAGAGAAGCCAGUGGGGGCUGGUGGAGGAGUUAUCGGAUUCCCAAGAUAGACAAAUUUGACUUUAAGCCAUCAGAUUUGCCCUAUGAUAUGGUGGAGAUCAGAGCUGAGGGUGAAGGAACUGCCUUGAAGAGUUUUUUUGCACAGACGCACAAGAGGUUUAAGAUUUCAGAAGAGCGGCUCCAGGAGCACAUAAGCACUCUGGGAUUCUUGCAGCAGACGGGGGUUGAAGUACUUGGGGAAGCUGGCGAGGAUCCCUAUGACUUCAAGGAAGGGGACAUUGAGUACAGCUUUCCCACUUCCAAAAGACUGAAGAGUCGAGAUCCCAGUCGGAAAUCGAAGGGAGAGGAGGUCAAUGGCAACAGCGCGGUCCCUGAAGGUAAAGACGCCAUGUCCAUUUUCAGCUCUGCUCCUAAAUUCGGAGAGGAAUUGGCUCAGGACGAGACUGGGGGAAAAGCCAACCCGCCUCUGACGAGAGAAAAAGAUCUGAUAGUGCUCAUAUCUGACUUGGAAAACAUCUUUGGGGAGGAGGAAGAUGAUCUGGGAACUACUUUUCCUAAUCAUCAGCAGCCAUCAAAGACUAUGGUGCCAGGAGCUGAAGAGCGCCCCCUGGGGAUUGAUGGGAGAGUAGCAGUGCCAUAUCCCUCAACAGUAGCAGAGCUUCAGCGGAUGUUUCCCACUCCUCCGUCUCUGGAGCAGCACCCAGCAUUCUCGCCAAUCACAACCUACCGAGACACACCCAGUCAAGAAACCCCUGCACCCUUAGCAGGACACGAGCAUACCCUCAACACACACACCAACAGCCAGCUUAGUGACUUCAGGUCUGAGAUGGAUGAGAGUGUGACAAGCCCUAAAGCAGAGGACAUACGGCCACAGAUGGGUUGUUCAAUGUUUGCCCCCCUUCGGACAUUACCCAGCCAAUGUCUUGCCCCUCUGAAGAUCCCUGAGCAGUGCUACUAUAGACCGUCAUGGUCCAUGCUUCCGAAGAUGGAGCCCUACUGCCUUCCCAACCAAACUUCUUUCGUACGAGAUGGAUAUGUUAAUGUUCCCAGCAUUGGUGCUCUGCAGGACCAAGACUACGCCCAGAUGAGCACCGGUACCGCUUCUGUUGGCACAGCGGGUGGAGUCUUGCCUUCACCAGCGACACCACGUUUCUCUGUCCCCACUCCACGCACCCCGCGCACCCCACGUGGUGUAGGCACUGCCAGUGGGCAGGGCUCGAUAAAGCAGGAUGGUACAGAGUUGAGCUCGCCCAUCUCCACACCAUCCACUGGUCUACCCCUGAGUUCGGUGGAGCCUCUGGCAUCGGGGCCGGUUUUGCCAGAGGCGCACAGCCUCUACGUCAUCCUCCUCCUCUCUGAUUCUGUCCUGGAUGUGUUUAAGGAUCGAAGCUUUGACAGCUGCUGCAUCUGUGCUUGCAAUAUGAACGUGAAGGGUGCUGAUGUGGGUAUUUAUAUCCCUGACUCCACCCGUGAGGAUCAGUAUCGCUGUAUGUGUGGCUUCAGCGCCAUCGCUAACCGACGUCUGGCGCAUGGUGCUGGACUUUUUCUGGAGGAUGAGUUGGACAUCUUUGGACGUGGCUCGGAGGCCGGACGGGCAGCUGAAAGAAGGCUGGCACUGGGCAGAAGGGACACGCCUACUGGUGGGAAGCGGGCUCAGGAGCAGACACCAAUGGAGGUGUUAGAAUUGAUUCAGGAGCAGUGUUCUCAGCCUAUUUUGUCCGUGGCAUCACUGCAUAGUCCUGCUGCUUGUUCUUGCCGUAGCAGGCAGAGGGCACUGUUGCAGAGCUGGGUGGCUGAUCGGCUGUGGGCAGACAGUAGCGAUGCAUGUGUGGAGUGUUACAACGCUCUUGUGCAGGGGUUGCAGUAUGUCGACAAUGCAGCUGGUGGGAAAGUGGAGCAGGCGUUAGUGAGGAGCAGCGCCCUUCAUUCCUGGCCUCACACUAAUGUGUUGGAUAUCAGCAUGCUGUCCUCUCAGGAUGUAGUACGCAUGCUGCUGUCCCUGCAGCCCUUUUUACAAGAUGCCAUUCAGAAGAAGCGAACUGGCCGGACCUGGGAGAACAUUCAGCACGUUCAGGGCCCACUCACGUGGCAGCAGUUCCACAAAAUGGCUGGACGAGGUUCUUACGGUUCUGAGGAAUCACCAGAGCCGCUCCCCAUUCCCACACUGCUGUUGGGGUAUGACCGAGAUUUCCUGGCCCUGUCCCCUCUGGCUCUGCCCUUUUGGGAGAAAUUACUUCUGGAGCCCUAUGGGGGUCAGAGAGAUGUUGCUUUCCUAGUUCUCUGCCCUGAUAAUGACAUCCUGCUUGCUGGAGCCAGAACCUUUUUUCAGGAGCUUAGUGCUGUGUAUGAGUCGUGUCGUUUGGGGAAGCACCAUCCACUGGCCCGGGUGUCCAGAGAUGGUGUAGUACCAGUGGGACAGAUGGAAUCUGAGAAGCUGGAGGAGAAUGGAGGAGAAGUGGAUGAAUGGAUGACUGGCCCAUGGGCAGGUCAAUAUCGAGAGGAUCAACUAAACAAACUCAAGCUCUAUGCCCAAACGUGCAAGCAGAAAUUAGCCCCACAGCUCGCUACUCUGUCAUUAGACAGCAGUCUCCUUCAGCCCCCAAAGCCUCAGCCUAGCCUCGCUCCUGCUCCUUCCGCCCAGACAAACCCUGGCUCUGGGGCCCCUGAAGGAGAAACAUCAACAUCAGCAGCAGCAGCAACAACAGCAGCAGCAGGAGUCCCUGGAUCAGGAAACACUCCCACGCCAACGAGUACCAGCACGGGCCAGGCCAACACUGAAGGUGCAGAUACACAAAGCGUCCCUAACACAACGCCAAACCAGCAGAGCCAUCCGACAGAGAGUGCUGAGAGCUUGGCAGAGCGAGAGCGAAUCGGAAUUCCGACGGCAGCACAGUCUGCGGAUAGCCACGCCUACCCCCCAUCCGUAGUGCUGUACCUGGUUGACCCCUUUUUGUGCUCAGGCUCAGGGGUGGGGUCAGGGGAGGAAGAGGAGGCCGAAGAGGUGGAGUCACGGAGCAUGUGGUUGCUGGCACUUUUGCGUUGCUACACAGAUAUGCUAAGCACACUGCCAGAGAACAUACAGCCAGCGCUGGUGCUACAGGUGGUGCCAUGUCAGUAUCUAUUACAGCCAGCCAGUGGCGAAAGUCCUCUGUACCUGCAGCACCUGCGGUCUUUGGCUUUCUCUGCCCACUCGCAGUGCAGACGCCGACUUCCUACGCAGACGCACAUCAAAUCCCUUACAGGCUUUGGUCCAGCUGCGACCAUCGGCUCUUUAUUUAAGAGUGUGACGAACCCCAGCUCUAUGCAACUGUACUCUCCUCCAUUUGUCCUGGCCCCCCUGCGCACUAAGCAACCAGAAGUAGGUGAGGAAGCUACCGCCCGCUACAAUGUGCUCUUUGUCGGAUAUUGCCUGUCCCAUGACCAGCGCUGGAUCCUUGUUUCUUGCACCGAUCAGCAAGGGGAGCUCCUAGAGACCUGCAUUAUCAACAUUGAUGUCCCUAACAGGUCUCGUCGCCCCAAGUUUUCCCCACGCAAAAUAGGCCUGCAGAAACUGUGGGAGUGGUGCAUUGGUAUCAUCCAAAUGACAGCAAUUCCUUGGAGGAUUGUGAUCGGACGCUUGGGGCGGUUAGGUCAUGGCGAGCUGAAAGACUGGAGUGUGUUGCUGGGUGAACACUCUCUGCACUCGAUUAGCAGACAGCUGCGUGAUGCAUGCCGCAUGUGUGGCAUUUCAGCUGCCGAUUCGCCAUCUAUCCUCAGUGCCUGCCUGGUUUCCAUGGAGCCCCAAGGGUCCUUUGUGGUCAUGCCAGAUGCUGUGACCAUGGGUUCGGUGUUUGGCCGCAGCACAGCUCUCAACUUGCAGACGUCUCAGCUCAACACCCCACAGGAUGCUUCCUGUACCCACAUCUUGGUCUUUCCAACUUCCUCCACCACGCAAGUGGCCCCAAGUUCCUAUCCUACUGAGGACAACCCAGAUGAUAUAUUCGGCCUGCCGUUCACAGACGACCUGGAGAAAGAUAUUGAGCAUGAUAUGAUGCUGAUCACCGGAAACCUUCACGCUUCCCCUAACACCUCGCCUGUGCCUUCCCCUGGUUCCCCCUCUGGUCUGGGGGUGGGCUCCCACUUCCCUCACACUCGGAGUCAGGGUGAGCGGUUGCUGUCCCGCGAGGCUCCUGAAGAGCUGAAGCAGCAGCCUUUGGCUUUAGGCUAUUAUGUCUCCACCGCUCAGGCAGAAGGACUGCCUCACUGGUUCUGGGCUUCAUGUCCUCAAGCGCAGAAUCAGUGUCCGCUCUUUCUCAAGGCCUCACUACAUCACCACAUCUCCAUAGCUCAGACAGACGAGCUUGUCUCCAGCAAGACGUCCCAGAGGAACCCACAUCCAUUGGACUCCAAAACCACUUCAGAUGUGCUCAGGUUUGUGCUGGAGCAGUACAACGCCCUCUCCUGGUUAACCUGCAGCCCGGCCACCCAAGACCGCCGCUCCUGCCUCCCUGUGCACUUAGUCAUCCUCACACAGAUGUAUAACGCCAUCCUCAACAUCUUAUAGGACUAAAUGAGUGAGGCGGGCAUUUUGGAAGCAGCCGCACACCUCAGAAACGGGUGAUUGGGACCAUUUGUUCUGAAAUGUAGCCACCAUUUGGGGUUGAGGUUGAACGGGAAACUCUUUGCUCUAGCACUGCCUUUCUUUACGGGCCGGAUUUCUGGAUUUCUGGGCUUUUGACUUUGAACCAACGAAGGCAGCUUGUGCUCUAUCCAUAGAGGCCAGUCAUCUUUUUUUUGGGGGGUGAAAGCAUGCAACCAUCUAAGAAAUAAGCAUAGUACAAUCACUACCCUUUAACUCUCAGCCGCGGAUGGGACAAUAUGGUCCCGUCUGGAGGAAAGGGUUUUGAAUCUUGCACUUUUUGAAUAGAAAAUUGAGCUUCAAAUGGCAGCCAUACUUUUUAAAUGUCUUUUUUUUCCACUGCAGCUUUCUUCCAUGUAAGACCCAAGCAAAGUUGGCUGGAUUAAUUAUUGAGUAAUAACACUAGGAUGGAAGCUAAGAACAUCAGAGAACUUCUGGUUGCCAUCAUCUGUCUUAUAACUUGCCCACAUUGCUAUGAAAUGUGUGGAUUGACUGGUAGACCUGAUUUAAACGCUAUGUUCACAUUGCACAGUUUUUUGCUUAUUGGAUGAGCUUUCUUGCUGAAAGGUUCAUAUUUGUAAUUGCAAUUUGCCCAUAUCUUUAUUGGGGGGAAAAAAUCCUCAAUCUGACCACUUUCAAUUAUGUCAAAUGGCCAAUUAUAAGAUACUGUCUAAUCUACAGUAGAAACACAUAUGAAAAUAUGACUUAUUGCUGAUUUGAAAAAGAUUGGCCCACUGUAUUCACACAAAUUCAGCCCCAUUAAGGAAAACAAAAAAAAAAUUAUGUCAGUUUUUGUCAAUGUGAACGUAGCCUAAAUUUCAGCUACAGCUAUAUUACCACAAGCCCUGAAGAUUCAUGGAACAUCAAACACUCAUUUCCUCUACGGCCGAAACCAAUAUGCAAGAUACUCUCCAACGCACUCCAAACAGCCCAGUGUAAUCAGCCCGGAGGCUAAUGGACCAGCAAGAGAAGCCCAGCUAAACCUUUUUUUUUUUUUAAAGAAAAAACAUCUUUGUAAUCUAUUGUAUAAAGCUCUUCUUAAUCUCUCUCUCUCAAUUUCUACUUAAAACUGAACCCGUGAGUGAGAGAGAGAGAGAGAGAGAGAGAACGCAACAAACUUCGUUAAUUAAUAACGGCACUUUCUUCCUCGCAACCCUCUUGUAGAUAAACUCGCCAGCUAAUAUUUGACAAUGAAAUCUAAACUCUUGUUUAUAGUGUAGACUUUGCAGAGAAUUAUUUUUAUUAUUGCAAGCAAAAAAAAAGAUAAUUUCUUUUUUUUUUCCAAAUUCAAAUCGAGAGCAUUGAGAUGGUAAUUUUAAAGACGAUUGUACAACAAAAUGUUAAAAUGCCAUAUUUAUAUAUUAUAUAUCCCAUUGUAUACAUUACAUUUAUAUCAAAUCUCUUUCUAGCUACCACAAAAGGGUAAUAUUGUGUAGGGAUAUACAUUUUAAAGAAAAAAAGGUCUUUCAUGAGACAAAACAGUAUAAAGCGUUUAUGAAAUGAAUGCAUUAAGUUGCCUAUUUUUUAAUUUACACUCGUCUUUUUUGCUUUUUAAUUUAACGCGUUAAGUUAAUAGCUAAACAAUGCAGAAAUGAUAUAUUUAUGAAGUGUUUUCUAUCACUGCAAAAUGAACUUGAACUAGGCAAUAGAUUGAAUUCAGUGUAUAUGAACAUGAAACAUAUUGUACAUUUGAACUAAUAUGCAUUAUUUGUAAGGCAGUCUUUAAAGAUGUCAAAUUCAGCUGUCAGAAAAAGGCCUGUUUCUUAUUCAUGGUCAAAAAUGUUGCCCUGUAAUUUGUAUACUUCCUUGCAUGUUUGUAUAUACACUUUUCAGCAGUGUUUUUUUUUCAUAUUUUUUGAAGCUGUACAUUUCAUGGCAUUAUUGAAUUAUUUUAUUCAUGACUCCUAUGAAGUUUUUUUUUGUUUUGUUUUGAUUUUUUUUUUAAGAUAUAAUUAAACAGUAUACCCACCUCAUUCAAAUACAGCCAAGGGUGCAUUGCCAAGACUUAUGUAUACUAAGGACAAAUACUUUGGGGGCAGGUUUGUUACACCUACCAUCAUUUUGAAUAUUCAGCAGAUCUGUCUCUGGGAUAAAAAAAAGGAUCUGUAACUUUUACACUUUUUUUAAAGUAAAUUAUUCAA